AUGGAAUAUCAGGGAUUUUAUAAUUUACCUUCCCCUUUAUGUCCUGAGUUUAAAGAAAUGGCUUUAGAUAUCUAUAUGAAUCAAAAAUAUUUAUUAUAUAAUUUGAAUCAAAAUAAUAUUAACAGAGAAGAAAUUGGCUCAUCACAAGAUAUAUUUAAAUGUCAAAAUGAUCAAUCUAAUGAAAAUAAAAUUAAAAUUAAUUGUGAAGAAUCACCUCCUCAAAAAAGAUAUUGGACUGAUGUUGAAUGUAUUGCUUUUGAAAAAGCAAUAAAAUAUUUUGGCUAUACAACAGCAAGAGGAAUAAACACUUUUCUUAUUUCUGCAUUUGUUGGAACUCGUACACCUACUCAAGUUCGUUCUCAUGCACAAAAAUAUUUUAUGAAAGAAAAACCUUUUGAUGUAGAACUUAAACUUUCAGAAAAAGAUAUUGAAAAACUUGAAUUUAUUCAAAAAAGAAAUUACCUUAGAACCAAUUGUUCUAGGAUUGACAUUAGUUAA
Entamoeba nuttalli P19 is the source of this 498-nucleotide messenger RNA. Its product is annotated as Myb family DNA-binding protein, SHAQKYF family protein. NCBI's taxonomy places the organism in Eukaryota, Evosea, Mastigamoebida, Endamoebidae. The transcript has 2 exons. The record is from RefSeq and is a predicted model, not a curated record. Bases 1 to 498 code for a protein of 165 amino acids. Gene Ontology annotation, molecular function: DNA binding.